AUGCUCCUGGUUUUCAUCGAUAUAUUCUCCAAGUGGGUAGAACUCAUCCCGUUGAAGAAGGCCAUUGCCGCCCAACUGGAGUUCGGAUUCCGAGAAAGGAUCCGCUCUCGCUUUGGAGCCCCCAGGAGGUUGAUUUGCGACAACGGCACGCAAUUCCAAAGCCAAAGCUUCCGGGCGUUAUUCAACUGGAAUACAGCGUUCCGUACUCCCCCCCAGCAAAAUCCGAAGGAGCGCGCCAACCGUACUAUCAAGACAAUAAUAGCACAAUAUGUGAAUCAGGAUCAUCGGACAAGGGGCCAACUAGUGCCCGAGAUCUCCCUCGGCAUAAACACCAGCAUCUCAGAUAGCACAAGGUUUAGUCCGGCCUAUCUAGUACAAGGUCGGGAGCAUAGGUUGCCAGGCUUCAGGAAGCGUUCCGCACCGCCCUGGAACCAACCAAAUAGCUUCUCAGGAACAAAGUCAACACUACAACCUGAGGCGACGUUUAAGGUGGUGAAAUUUCUAUCAUCGAAUAUCGUGCGUCUACAGCAGGUAGACGGCCGGAAGAGGCGUACAGCUGGCAUAGGCGAUCUGAAGGAAUAUCAUCCGCGCGAAGAACAAUACGACGACUCUAUAGAAGACCCCAGAAGGAGCGAUUCUCAACCCACACUUGAUAACGAACCCGAUACAACUCUACCAGGGUAG
Molecule: messenger RNA, 684 nt
Organism: Drosophila gunungcola (fruit fly)
Lineage: Eukaryota; Metazoa; Arthropoda; Insecta; Diptera; Drosophilidae
Exons: 2
Coding region: 1-684 (227 amino acids)
Biological process (GO): DNA integration
Molecular function (GO): nucleic acid binding
Source: RefSeq, a predicted model, not a curated record